UUCAAGAUGGCGGAUUCCUCUUCGGAUUCGGACGACGUCGGGGAAAAGUCUUUGCAAAAGGGUCAAAAAAGAAGGCAAGAAGAAAGCGAUGAAGAUUCUGACGAAGAUUCCUCAUCAGAAGUAAAUACGGAUGGCUCAGAUGAAAGCUUUGAUGAAAAUAUGGAGAUUCCAGUUGAAUUUGAAGCAUUUCCUCCGAAUGAAGAAGAUUUCAAUGGAAUACGGUGCCUGUUACAACAAUUGUUCUUAAAAAGUACUUUGGAUCUAUCAAAACUCAGUGAUCUGAUCAUUUCUCAACCGGAAGUAACCACUCUGAUUAAGGUUGUGAAUGAUGAUGAUCAAGAAAACAAUGGUGAAGCCAAAACUGAUAAUGAUGAUGAAUCAGAAGAUGGUGUUUUUGGACUGACAACUGUGAUUGACUUAAAAAAGCAUAAGGAAAGUGAUGUUGUCAAGCAACUUAAAAAACUACUGACUGAUAAAUGCCAGGAGCUGGCUUCAAAAGAAGAUAAAACAGAAUUUACAGAGGUGAUGGAAGGACAACAUUCUGUAGGAUUUCUCAUCAGUGAACGUUUCAUCAAUAUUCCACCUCAGAUAGCAGUGCCUGUUUACAAAACAUUAAGAUCUGAACUGAAAAAGGUCCAUAAAAAGGGUGACGAUGCUCCAAUUUCCUACUUUGUAAUGAUUUGCAAGACUUACAAAGACACUGAGACCAAAAUGCAUAAAAAGUCUAAGAAGGUCAAGACGCAAGCGUCAGGGAGUUCACUGAGUUUUAUUAAUGUGGAGGAUGAAGUGUUCCAAAGGGAAAGUCAAUUGUCCUUCAGUUAUGCAGCCAGUGCAGAUGUUGAUGAAACUCUUGUAGCUGGAAGAUGGGCUUCAAGUGAUUGUGAAUUAAAACCUUAUCGAACUGUCCUAGUGCUUCCUGCUGAUAAGUUUGAUAAGGCACUUGAGGGAAUACACAAUAUGCUAACCCAGUAGUGACCUCUACUCGAUUGCAUCUCUACACAAGCACCAUACCUAACUGUACAUCCCACAGAACAUUGUGCAAGUUUUAGUUAAGAUAUCAGCUAACUAUGAAAGUGAGGGAUGGAUGUGUAUAUUUGUUUGUUCAUCUGUGCCUCAAGUCCCUGAGGUUGUUUGUUUCUCUGUGUAAGAAACCAAGAUUAAUCACAACAGUGGCAGCUCCCAUGAACAACUUUGUCUAUUAGCUUUCAUUAUGGUUCCUGCUAUGAAAGAAAACUCCUCUAACAGGGGUUCCAAACUAAGCCAGUUCCUUGCAAUCUACUGUUGUCUACAAGGCCUCUUGCUGCUACUACUAAGAUUUCAAUAAUUGGACAUGGGUGGCAUCUGCCUACUCCACCAUUGGCAGACACUGGUAAAAUGCCAUUACAACCCCUGCUCUGUUACCCCAAGGUAAUUCCUUUUAACACAUCUAUUAAUCAACACUGUGUCAUUAUACAGUACCAUCCACAAAUUGAAAAAAAGGAAUUUUAUCAUUGAUUUUACUCAUGUACAGUCUAAGCAUGUUAAUCCAGCUAUUAAACAAGUUUGAAAGAUCUAUCAAUCUCUAAUUUCCAUAUG
Messenger RNA from Pocillopora verrucosa, 1575 nucleotides. Its product is annotated as protein BCCIP homolog. The record is from RefSeq and is a predicted model, not a curated record. Lineage: Eukaryota; Metazoa; Cnidaria; Anthozoa; Scleractinia; Pocilloporidae. Gene Ontology annotation, cellular component: nucleus.